AUGAAAAUAAAUUUGCAAAAAUAUAAAUAAUACAUAGCUCUUAAUUUAGCGGAGGUUGAUCAUAUGAUAAAGGAGGCUCGAUUGGAUUUUGGGUGAAAAAAAUAUUUAUUGGUGGUGGAUCAUAAGAUAAUGGAUUAAUUAAGAUUUGAAGAUGGGUUGAAUUGAGUGAAGAGUUUAAUGAUGAUUCAUAAGUCACAUAUAAUGGUGAUUAUAAGAAUGGUAAGAAAGUUGGUAUGUGGGAUAUUGUAGCAAGGGUAAGAAAGAUGUUGACAUUUUUUAAAUUUAAUUUUUAGUGGUGGAGUUUUAUAUACUGAAGGAGAUUCAACUAAAAUUGGAAGUUGGAUUGAACUGAGUGAAGGAUUCAAAUGUAUUUCUCAAGUCACUUAUAAAGGAGAAUAUAAAAGUGGUUGA
Molecule: messenger RNA, 411 nt
Organism: Paramecium sonneborni
Lineage: Eukaryota; Ciliophora; Oligohymenophorea; Peniculida; Parameciidae
Source: the annotation of a GenBank genome assembly